Molecule: messenger RNA, 1515 nt
Organism: Rotaria sp. Silwood2
Lineage: Eukaryota; Metazoa; Rotifera; Eurotatoria; Philodinida; Philodinidae
Source: the annotation of a GenBank genome assembly
AUGGAGGGUACAUUAUUCAAAUGGACGAAUUAUUAUAAUGGAUGGCAACCUCGUUAUUUUGUAUUAAAUGAAACAGGUAUUCUUUCAUAUUACAAAUCAAGUGAAUUAAUUCAUGAAGGAUGUAAAGGUUCAUGUUUAGUACCUGCUUGUGAACUUAAAGUUCAUCCAAAUGAUCCAUUACGUUUUGAUUUAAUUAUUCCGGGUGAACAAUUUUUUUGUUUAAAAGCUAAAUCACAACCAGAACGACAACGUUGGCUUGUUUCUUUGGGAACAUGUAAAUCAAUAGGAACUAAAUCAACAACAUCAACAACAACUAUUACAAAUAAUAAUAAUAAUAAUAAUAAUAUACCUCCAGCAUUGAUUUCAAAUAUAAAUGCAAUUGAUAAUGAACUUAAAAUAAAAGUCCAAGAAUUACGUCUAUAUGAAACUGUUCUUACACAACGUAUUCAUGCUAUUAAAUCAAUUGCAAAUGAUACACCAAUACCUGAUAUUAAAAAAUUAGACGAAUCAACAUCAAUGUUAAGUGUAACAUGUGAUGCAUUCAUUCAUACGCUUGAUGAAUGUGUUAAAUUAGCAACUGGUGAUUCAUCUCAAUCAUUACUUUUACUUUCUCCACCUUCAUCAAUAAUGCCUGAUGAUUUAUCAAUAUAUCAACAAUCAUUUUCUCAAAUUGGUUCAACUAAGUUUAUCAACAAAUUCAACAACAAUAAUUUUACCAAAACAAUUUUUUUNUGUGAUGCAUUCAUUCAUACGCUUGAUGAAUGUGUUAAAUUAGCAACUGGUGAUUCAUCUCAAUCAUUACUUUUACUUUCUCCACCUUCAUCAAUAAUGUCUGAUGAUUUAUCAAUAUAUCAACAAUCAUUUUCUCAAAUUGGUUCAACUAAAUCAACAAAUUCAACAACAAUAAUUUUACCAAAACAAUUUUUUUAUAAAACAUUUUUUUCUCAACUUCCUUUUACAUUUGCUAAAUUAACUUCAUUAGCAUUUAAAGAUAUUCAUUCAGAACUUUUCCUUUCGACAUGUGAACAAUAUCUUUCUAUAAUCGAUAAAUUCAAUAGUAAAACGUUUAUUCCAUUACGUGCAGAUGCCAAUGGCAAUAUUAGUAAAUUAAGAAGAAAAAUUAGUAAUGAUCCAAAUAAAUUUCAAACAUUAUAUUCAAUUGUUAAUGAUGAAAUAAUUGCUAAAACAACAAAAGAAAAAAAUUCAGCUACUGAUGCACUUCUUUGGCUUAAAAGGAUGGUAACCUCGUUAUUUUGUAUUGGACGAAACAGGCGUCUUUCAUAUUAUAAAUCAAGUGAAUUGAUUGAUGAAGUAUGUAAAGGUUCAUGUUUAGUACUUGCUUGUGAAGUUAAAGUUUCACAUUUAAAUGCAAUUGAUCAUGAAUUUAAAAUAAAAGUCCAAGAAUUACGUCUCUAUGAAACUGUUCUUACACAACGUAUUCAUGCUAUUAAAUCAAUUGCAAAUGAUACGUCAAUACCUGAUAUUAAAGUAUAUUCAUCUUCUUUCUGUUUUUAA